AGUAGUGGGGCCAGAAAUUUUUUACCGGUUGUCUCAGCAAGAGAAUAAAUUGGUUGCCGUGUUUCCAUGUAUAGUACUGCUGCCUCUCCAUUAUAUUUAUAGUAGUGUAUACAUCCUUGAUGGCCUUCUUGUUGUUAUGCUUAGUGGGUUUAAGUCACACAAAAUGUGAUUUUGAGGCUAUCUUCAACUUCGGGGAUUCAAACUCAGACACUGGUGGUUUCUAUGCAGGUUUUCCCGCACAGUCUGCUCCUUUUGGAGUUACUUUCUUCAAAAAACCAGCUGGCCGAGCUUCCGAUGGCAGACUCAUGAUUGAUUUUCUUGCUCAAGCUCUUGGAUUGCCAUUUUUGAGUCCCUAUCUGCAAUCAAUAGGAUCAAACUUCAGACAUGGGGCCAACUAUGCAACAUUGGCAUCCACUGUGCUUAUUCCUAACACUUGUUUGUUUGUCAGCGGGAUCAGCCCUUUCUCUCUUGCUAUCCAGCUCAACCAAAUGAAGCAAUUUAUAACCAGAGUCCUUGAAUUUCAUCAAGAAGAAGCCAAGCUUCCUUCACCGGAUAUAUUCGGAAAAUCGCUUUACACAUUCUACAUUGGCCAAAAUGACUUCACUUCCAACUUAGGUGCCAUUGGUGUAGGUGGAGUGAAGCAGAAAUAGGUGCCACAAUUAAGGUGAGACUCAACACCAACACAGAUCUAUUAUUAAAUAACAAAAUAAUAGUUCAGACAUUGAUGAAUUUGGAUGUAUGGUUUCCUUUGAAAGAGACAUUGAGACAGACUAGAGAGACUCUCUCUGAUGUACACACUGUUCUGUUAGAGCUCUUUCAGCAUCCAACUUCUCAUGGUUCAAAUCAAACACUUCUCCUUCAUAUCUAUAUAUAAGUUUAAUCACUUCUCAAAACGGUUUAUAUAUUCUUUGGAACACGGAUAAAGUAUGGCACGAAAGCAUGUUGCGGAUAUGGAGGGGGAAAGUACAAUUUCGCAGAGUGACAGCAACAGCAUGUGAUGAUCCUUACAACUACGUAACCUGGGAUGGGAUCCAUGCAACAGAAGCUGCAAACAAGCUUGUUACCUAUGCCAUUC
Arachis ipaensis is the source of this 1075-nucleotide messenger RNA. RefSeq names its product GDSL esterase/lipase At4g01130-like. The record is from RefSeq and is a predicted model, not a curated record. NCBI's taxonomy places the organism in Eukaryota, Viridiplantae, Streptophyta, Magnoliopsida, Fabales, Fabaceae. Gene Ontology annotation, molecular function: hydrolase activity, acting on ester bonds.